Fusarium oxysporum Fo47 is the source of this 1766-nucleotide messenger RNA. Its product is annotated as major facilitator superfamily domain-containing protein. The coding region runs from base 169 to 1533 and encodes 454 amino acids. Gene Ontology annotation, cellular component: fungal-type vacuole membrane. Lineage: Eukaryota; Fungi; Ascomycota; Sordariomycetes; Hypocreales; Nectriaceae. The record is from RefSeq and is a predicted model, not a curated record. Gene Ontology annotation, molecular function: transmembrane transporter activity. The transcript has 2 exons. Gene Ontology annotation, biological process: transmembrane transport.
CCGAAAUCCGAUCAUUCUUAUAUUUAAGCAUGUCUGAUCUUUUGUUUUCGCCCCCGAGUUUUCAACUACGUCUCUGAUAUGCUACGACAAUUGUAAAAGAAGGAAGAAGAGCGUGCUAGGUAUUCGGGGACGGAAAAGGAACAUUACGAUUGCUCAGAGCCACCAACAAUGGAUUGUCACCAAGUCACAUCUCGUGCCCUCUACGAGGAUGACGAGAUCAACGAUCAUGUCAACCAGAUCGACCAAGGAAACGAAAACAAUGGCAAGACGGGGACCGAUCUAGAGAAGCAACCGACUGCAGUAUCGACAGCGUCGUUCCAGGAAACGUAUCCCGAGGGCGGCUUGCAGGCGUGGUCCGUGGUCGCUGGUUCGUGGUUCUCUCUAUUCGCUUCGCUUGGACUAAUGAACACCCUCGGCACUUUUCAGGCCUAUGUUCUCGACAACCAACUCACAGAGUAUAGCGAGGGUACCGUUGGUUGGAUCUUUUCUAUCUACACCUUUCUCGCCUUCUUCUGCGGUGUGUACAUUGGACCUGUCUUUGAUAAGUAUGGUCCGAGAUGGCUUGUCAUUGCUGGCGCUGCGUUCACCGUUGGUGGUAUGAUCUUUAUGAGUUUUGCGACUGAACUCUGGCACUUUGUCGUCGCCUUUGGCCUCCUCUGCGGUUUUGGAUCAUCACUACUCUUCACCCCCUCGAUCGCUGCUGUAGGCCACUUCUUCAAGGCUCGACGUGGACUAGCGACUGGUGUUGCAUCUACUGCUGGUGGAUUGGGUGGUAUCAUCUACCCUUUCAUGUUGACGAGGCUAAUCGAAAAGAUUGGUUACGGAUGGGCCACUCGAGUCAUUGCUCUCAUCUGCCUCGUCUGCAGUUUGAUCGGUAUCUGUCUUCUCAAAUCCCGACUUCCACCCGCCAAGGACGCUACUGCGCACCCCAACUUUCUCAUCUUCAAGAGUCUGCCUUUCCUCUUCACCACGAUUGGCGUCUUCAUGCUGGAGUUCUCCCUCUUCAUUCCUCUCGGCUACAUCUCGACAUAUGCGCUGCACAAGGGCUUCGGAAAGGACUUUUCCUACAACCUCAUCCCUAUCCUCAACGCUGGAUCGGUCAUCGGUCGACUUUUGCCUGGCUACUAUGCCGAUGUGAUCGGUCCUUUUAACGUCAGCAUCCUGGCUGUGAUCCUUGCCAUUGUGGCCUGCUUCUGCGUAUGGCUACCUCUUGGUGGAACCACAGCUGGUGUCAUUAUCUUCACCGUGUUGUUUGGUUUCUCCUCGGGAACGUCCAUUGCCAUUGCGCCUGUCUGUAUUGGUCGACUGUGCAAGACGCAAGAGUAUGGACGCUAUUAUGCUACAGCCUAUACAAUCGUGUCUUUUGCUUGUCUGAUCGGUAUUCCCAUUGGUGGUAGCAUUGUCCAAGCCAAUGGUGGUGAAUACUGGGGUCUAAUCAUCUUGACUGGUGCCGUUUACGUGGCAUCCAUGAUCUCACUCUUCCUGGCCAAGGUCACUCUGUUGGGCUGGCACAACUGGAAGGCUGCCCUUUGAACAUUCAUCGAGCACAUCAGCAUCUAACGGAAUCAAACCUCGAGACUGAACGGCUGUCGUCUUUUAUCGAGAACUGAACACACAAAAUCAUGACACCUUUAAAAGUAUUGCAUUUAUCUUGGGAACGGAGUUCUGGAUACUAAAAAGAGUUAAGAAUGUCAAUAUCAUUGCUGCGAGUCUUUGUACAUAGAUACCACAAUACGUAGGAAAAUAUAAUAGUUAUUGCUUUGUAC